UUGACUUUCAAACCUAUUUAUAAGUUACAGAUUGAAGUUCAUAUAUAGAUGUAGAAAAUUUUCUUGUUUCAAGUAAGAAAUUAAACAAAUUUUCACAUCUUUCGAAAUUAUGAAUGUCUUUGGCAAUUUGGAUUUGGAUGUGCUCUAUAGCAAACCAGUGGAAUGUCCCGUUGGCAAUUGUAAUUCCCGGAUGGCCCCAAUGGAGUUGCUCGCCCAUCUGCUAAUGCGUCAUUGUCCUCAGGAAUCAAUGCUGGAGAUAAAUGCCAAUUGGCCAACGCUAUACGAAAUCGAAUUAGCCAAAUUGACACCGGGUCGAAAUCAUGUUAUCGCUGUGAUUGCCUAUGCCGGACCACCGAAUCCGUCACGUAGUUGCCCUGUGACACCUGAGCUGCAAAUUGUUCAUCAUAUGCCCAUGCUGAUGUUGCUCUACAUUACUCCACCCGAACCGGAUGUCGAACAGGCCUAUGUCUUUUAUCUUGUCAGCCCGACAGAUUCGAGAAGUGUGAAUGCUCAUGUAACACUUAUAGACUGUACAUUUACCCAUGAGAUGCGGGGUUUGCGCUGCCUGAGAAACUCGCUAGAUGCCCCACUGCAGAACAGUGACAGGUUACUUCAUUGCAAUACCGAUUAUCUAGUUUACACGGCCGAGGACAUACAAAAACUGUGUGAAAUCGGUAAAAAGGAGAGUAUAUUUAGCAAGAUCAUACUCUAUGGCCAGCCCGACUUGUUUGGUUAGGAUCUGCAGUGAUAAAUGGGCUAUACAAAUAAUUAAUAUGUAAGAAAUAUUUUUAUUUCAAUUGUAACAUGUAAAGAGACAUUCGCUUUAUUAAAAUGAUAAAAGAAACUA
Messenger RNA from Drosophila willistoni, 847 nucleotides. RefSeq lists its product as uncharacterized. The transcript has 2 exons. Lineage: Eukaryota; Metazoa; Arthropoda; Insecta; Diptera; Drosophilidae. The record is from RefSeq and is a predicted model, not a curated record. The coding region runs from base 110 to 736 and encodes 208 amino acids.